Dicrocoelium dendriticum is the source of this 265-nucleotide messenger RNA. NCBI's taxonomy places the organism in Eukaryota, Metazoa, Platyhelminthes, Trematoda, Plagiorchiida, Dicrocoeliidae. The record is from the annotation of a GenBank genome assembly.
AUUGACCUCUGCAGGGACAGUUUUUAUGUGCAACAUCAAAAUGGGAAAAAGCAAGAAAUGCAGAUGUGAUGAUAGUUCAAGCAGCUGUGACAGCGAUAGCUCUUUUGAAAAGUUGUGCCGAAAAGAUCCUUUAAAGCUGCACAUUAAAAGAUUAAAAUUGGAGCGCAAGAUGAUUAAGAAAAACCGAUGCGUUUGUGGAUACUGCCCACCUGGGAACCUGGCUUGUUCUGAAAACUUUAUCAAAAAAUAUAGAGGCUCGCAUUGA